AUGGUGGAAACUCAAGUACCUCCCGAGGGAUCCGCUGAGGAUGCGACUGCCCCUGCUUCCUCUGAGCAGGUCCCGCCUCCAACUUACGCCCCUAGUCAACCUCAAAUCCUGGUCGCUCCUUUACCGGACGCAGCGAGCUUUUUCUGGGGCAGGACAGUCCAAGGUGAAGUGUUCGUCAAGGGUUUAGGCGAGGACCGUAGCUCCAAUACCGUCAAACAACUGUCCGUCAAAUUGACGCUCAGCGAUUCAUUCCCUGAUCAACCGACUGUGAUCAUUCAGACUUGCCCUGUUCAGGUGCUUUACCCACCGCAAAGCUCGAUGGCUGAAUCGACGUCGACACCUGCUGCUACUUCCAUCCCGUUCUCGACUAUCAACCGUUUCUCUAUCCCUUUACUCACAACCUCUCCUUUACCUGGAACCCUCAAUUUGGCAUCCACGAACCGCGGUCAAGUCAAGUACGAGCUACUUGUCACUCUGACAUUAGCUACUGGGAACGAAGUCCAAGAAGUGAUCGCAGUGGAGGGGACACCGCCAGAUCUGGGACCGGUCACUGCCUUUGAUCACGAAGCCUCAGGAUCAUUGCCCGAUAGUCCGGACGAGCGCCCAAGAGAAGUCGAACAAACACUCGAGAAGGGAAAUGUAAGAGUCAGGAUGCUCCUUGAUACGGCUAGACCGAGAUUGGGUAACCUUCUCCGGCUAGGCGUAGAGAUCAAUCCCCUAAAGGACGAAAAGGCGUCAAUGAAUACGGGAGCUGGGCCUUCGACACGGCCAACCGCAGCUCAGACCUUGCGACCCCUGCGUCGAGUGCGAAUGGAGCUGUUCAGAAGUGUCAAACUUCCCUCCUCAUCCUCCGAAGCUGGCUCGUCGUCGACACAACCUGCUUCGUCUUCAUCGACAUCACCUCGACAUUUAUCCCUCAUCUAUGCGUCCGGUAAAUCUGUUCGAUACCCUGGGAGUAGCUCUUCACAUCCCCCUUUACGACUCUUGUUCACCGUCCCGACUUAUCACGUCGCCAUUGCGGCUGAUCAGACAUGGGGCGAAAUCACGCAGUCUACUCCCUAUCAUACAGUCACCUUUUUUCUCCGUGUCUGCAUAGGCUUCGGAGCGAUCGGCGAAAGCUCCUCGUCGAAUGAUGGCGGAGAUUGGGUCCUGGAGAGAGAUAUCGAGAUACGUCGUCGGAUAUGGAGGGAGCCCUCCGCUGUGGUCAUUGAAAGAGGAGAAAUGCCCUCGCUGGGUGAGGAUGCCGGCUCGACUGCGCUGGAUCAGUCCAUGUCGGACGAACAGCUGGCUCGAGAGGCGUAUCGGCUCAAGGGCCUUGACAUGGUCGGAUCAUCAGGUACAUAUAGGCUUGAGACGAGCGGAGGUCAAGGUCAUGAUCUUCCACCUCCGUUCGAAGGCUCUGGGCAGUCGUCAUUGACCCCCAGAGAUUCUAUGGAUGCCUCGGGUAGCAGUUCAAGGCAGGAGGAAGUUCCGGAUACAGAUAGAGCAGGUUUACCGUCCUUCUUGGAGAGCGAAGCUCAGAUGAGAGCUGGAGAAGCGCCUUUCCCUGCUCAGACUGUACCUAGUCGUCGGCUUGUCCCGGUCAACUUUGAUGAUGCGGAGAUGAUCGAUCGCACCAACACCGUCGGUCGACGAGGCAGUCUGGGUGGAGAGCUGGGUACAUGGGUCGAGUAUGAUGGGUAUGAGACGUUCUCCGUUGCUCCCCCUUCAGUGUCAGCGAGCUUUGGCGUUGGUGGCAGUAUGGACCCGCCGCAAGAUGGGGACGAAGAUGUCAAUGUCAUUGGAGGUAUGAUUGGGAGAUUAGGUCUGGAUGCAGCUAGACAUGGGGAUGAUCAGACUGGUCGAGACUUAAUCGAGUCCUUGGGACUGGGAGAGGGCACACGAGUCGUUGAUCUACAAGACGAUCUCCCGCCAGGCAUCGAUGAGCCGUCUCUCCCUGCGCUCCCAGACUUCUCUGGUGGCCGGCAUGCCCGGACACAAGGCUUCACAUCUUCUCAACGUUCUCCCGUAUCUACACAUCAUCCCGAUCAUCAGCAGCGCCGUGGACUUCAGACCGCUUCUCCAGGCGACCAUCCGCCAAGUUUUGACGCGAGCGAAGCCGCUGUAGAGAGACAACGUAGAGUAUCUCAAUCAGUCGUCAUUCCUACGGUGACUGGACCUACCACCGUCGCUGUACCUGCUACGGGGGCGCAUCCCACGCCUGGGGACGGUGAUGCACCUCCUGGAUAUUUUGGGAGUACGCCUCACGCCGGCGGACCCCCUGCGUACAGCUAG
Molecule: messenger RNA, 2274 nt
Organism: Kockovaella imperatae
Lineage: Eukaryota; Fungi; Basidiomycota; Tremellomycetes; Tremellales; Cuniculitremaceae
Exons: 4
Coding region: 1-2274 (757 amino acids)
Source: RefSeq, a predicted model, not a curated record